This is a messenger RNA of Aureobasidium namibiae CBS 147.97, 636 nucleotides long. RefSeq lists its product as uncharacterized. Lineage: Eukaryota; Fungi; Ascomycota; Dothideomycetes; Dothideales; Saccotheciaceae. The annotation marks the transcript as partial. The record is from RefSeq and is a predicted model, not a curated record. Gene Ontology annotation, molecular function: protein binding. The transcript has a single exon.
CCACAAAGAAGUUGUUUCCAGACUAUUGUCACAGUCGAAGUCGGUGCCGAGAAGAAGGCUUUCCUUAUUCACAAAGACCUCCUCAUUUUCUACUCAGACUACUUUCGUGGCGCUUUCGACGGCUCUUUUUCCGAGGCUGCUAAAGGCAAGCUAUUUCUCGUUGAUGAGCGUGUGAAUGUAUUCAGCAUUGUCAACCAAUUCGUCUAUACACGAGAACUCUCUGACAAGGAUAAUUACGAGCUUGAUUGGGACGUCCUUAUCAGAGCUUGGAUCUUUGGCGACAAGUACCUGAUGCCUUCUCUGCAGAACAAAGUGAUGACCACACUUAUCGAGAAACACACAAGAGACAACUUUCUGCCUACACUACAGUUCAAGCUCAUCUGGAACAACACUCUUCCGGGCUCACCUCUGCGCAAGGUCAUGGUAGACCUGGUUGCUUACAAAUGUGAUCUGGGACCCUUCUUGUCCAUGGAUGGAGGCCAGCGUUGGCCACAUGAAGCACUCAUUGAGCUGCUGACGGUCGUAGGAGCCAAGAGAAAGGAAGAUAUUGGCAAGCGCGCGCUACCUGAGUCAAAUAUGGGCAAAUGUCAUUACCACAUUCACGCCGACGGCGAGAAAUGCGAUACAAAGCUCUAG